Molecule: messenger RNA, 2112 nt
Organism: Microplitis mediator
Lineage: Eukaryota; Metazoa; Arthropoda; Insecta; Hymenoptera; Braconidae
Product: Golgi integral membrane protein 4-like
Exons: 7
Coding region: 228-1700 (490 amino acids)
Cellular component (GO): Golgi apparatus; Golgi membrane
Source: RefSeq, a predicted model, not a curated record
UAGCUGCAAAUAUAUGACGUGACAUUCUGUCGUCUCUGUCUGUUGUCUGUGUUUCUAACCUGGGCAGAGCAGAGUAUUUACGCUCAAUUGUCAAACGAAUGUUGUUAUCAAAAUAAUCAAAGCACCUAUCGUUUGAUGUACUAAUUAAAUCCGUACUUUAUUUAAUAUAACUUAAAAAUAAUGAGGAGUUGAAAUUAAACGUCAAAUUUCUUUUUUUUUUUUAAGCCAUGAGCGGCACCCGGCUCGGAAGAGGCCGCGGCGGCCGUCUAGCUGUCUACGCAGGCUGUGGGAUCGUUGUAUUUCUUCUAGUAUUUUUAUAUCGUGCCGCUACUACGGAAAUGACAAGACUCAGAGAGUUACAUGUACAGUGUACACAUCAGCAAGAAGCUUUAGAUGCUCAACUUCAAGUUAUAUUCGAGUACAAAGAGAGAUUAGAGAAGUCAUUAACCGAAGAGAAAAAUUCAAACGCCGCUGCAAAACAUGAUCUCCAAGAACGUGCCAACCGUGAAAGAUCUCUUAGAGAUAAAGAUGGUCUGGAAGCAUUGCAGAGAUUCAAUUCACUCCACCAAGAGCACAACCUUUUAAAAUCCGAGCAUCAGGACUUAAGGGACCAGUGUGAAAAAACCCAGAAGCAGGCGCUGGAAGACAAAAAUCGUCUGGAGACGACCCUCCAGGAACUGAGGAGUCAAAUUAAAAAAGCGCGAGAGGACAAAAUCCACUCUCUUGAGCAUUUGAAGACCAAAUACAUGGAACUUGAAACCAACAAAACUAAAGUCGAUGAAAAAUAUAGAGAUUUAUUGAAGAACUUCGGGAACACCGACAGUACCAUUGAACAUCUACGCAAAGAAGUCUUUCAGUUAAACCGCGAGCUUGAGGAGACCAAGUUGUCCUGCAAACCGUCGUCUACUGCAGCGGAUCAGAAACGCGAAAACAAGGCCGUGGAAUCAGUAGGCCAGCCUACUGUUGAAAAAGAUAAGAAGGAAAUAGCACAGCAACAAGCGGCACCGUCUCUUCAACAGAUAAAUUUAGUCGUUAACGCAGCGAAAGAAUUGACGGUAGGAAGUUCAACAAAAUCAAGUACAAACUCUUCCUCGAUAAUGUCUUCCGAUAAAUUACUCCCGAAUGCUGUCGUGGCGCCUGUUAAAUCUGUUCCACGUGGAAAAUUGCCCGUUGGCGUACUGCCAAUUCCCAAGUUUGUCGAUCAAAAGUUUGAUCGAGAAGAAUUUAAAAAAAUUAAUCCCAAUAGGAUUUCGCUGGGCGAUGACACCAAGAAUAAAAAUAUUAAUAGUAUUGAUGAUGUUAAUAAUAAUAAUAAUAAUAAUAAUAAUGUAAACAAUAAGAAUAAUGUGAGACAAACAAAAAAUUCAGAAGAGGUACCUGGUAAUAUUGAGCGCGAUGCUGACAAGCACGUAGCUGAUCAAAUCCUUGGGAGACAAGAAAAUCCUCCUUGGUAUAGAGUUAAGCCUGGCGUUCAAGAAAUUGGAGACGAACCUAAUCAUCUAAGAAAGCUGCCUGAGCAUGACGUAGCAUUACAACAAGGUGAUAAUGAACAGUAUGAUAACGGUGACUACUAUAAAGAACCACAACAAAAAAAUAGUGAUAUUAAUUUAGAAGAAGGCGAAGAAGAAGAAGAGGAAGAAGAAGAUGGUGACGAAGAGCCAUUCGAUUACCAAAAUAAUGCUGCGGAUAAACAUAAAUAAUAACAACUGUAAUAUAAAUAUAUAAAUAUAUAUAUAAAGAUAAAAAAAAACUAGGGGAAAAGCAUUCCAAUCGAUAAAGCGAAUGAUUGUACAUAAAAUAUUAUUUUGUCAAGCCUUCUUGAGACUAUUUCUCAUUAUUUAGAGAUAAAUUAUUUGAAUAUAAAUAAUACUAGAUUAUAGCGGAAUAUAAUCAGAGAAUAAUAAAUAAUAUAGUAUUUUUUAUAUAGUUCGGAAAAGACUACGACUGAACCUAAUUUUAGUUUAAAUUAAAUUUUUCCUGAGGAAUUUUUACUAACGCGUGUUUUUUAUAUUUAUUAAACUUGAAAAAAAAAAUUAGAUUUUAAAUAUAUGUCUAUUUAUUUAUAAACCCAGACGGAAUCGAUCAGUAUAAUUUUUAAAAGUUUUAUUUAAU